UGGUCAUUGGUAAAAUUCUGCUCUCAUUCAGCAAUUUUCUCUCCAGCUCUGCUAUUUCAUGGUACAACUAAUAUGGUUGGACUGCUUCUAUGUGCUGCUUCUUUGGAGUGCUCUGCUGCUCACUUUAGAUGGACUGAUUCCAAGGAAAUAUAAUGUCUGGCUAAGAACCUGUUUCCCGUGUCUACCUCACUGUAAAGGACCAAUCCCAGCAGAGCUUUGACACACAGAAAUGAAAAUACUUUCACUUUAACGGAAGCUGUCGAAUGUGUGCUGACCUGAGUAUGACACUGCAAACAGUGAUCUAUUCGGCCACUGAAACAGUCCCGAUCAAUUCAAGACAAGUAUAUUUUGUUCAGAUCUCUUCAAGACAACCAGUAUCUUUUGACACAAUGGACCCACCCAGCUCUCUAGCCAAGGCCAACACCACCUUCUCCCUGGCUCUGCUCAGAAAGCUGAGUGAGGACAACAAGACUGCAAACAUCUUCUUCUCUCCUUUCAGCAUCUCUUCAGCUCUGGCUAUGGUGAUGCUGGGAGCCAGAGGCAAUACAGCCACUCAGAUGUCAGAGUGCUUGAAAACCCAGGAUUGUCAGGAUGAUGUCCACGGUCUGUUUGCCAAACUGCUGAGAGAUCUCAACCAGCCAGGAGCUCCGUUUGCUCUCAGUGUUGCCAACAGGCUGUAUGGAGAGCAGACCUACAGCUUUCUGCAGGAGUUUUUAACUCAAACCAGGACUCACUACAACUCAGAGCUGGAGUCUGUGGACUUCAGCACCAGCUGGGAGGAAACCAGGGUCAAGAUCAACAGCUGGGUGGAGGAGCAGACCCAAGGGAAAAUCAGAGAUAUAGUGACUGGGGGCGCGGUGAACAACAUGACCAGGAUGGUCCUGGUUAAUGCCAUCUACUUUAAAGGAACCUGGGAUCAACCAUUUCUGAGAAUUCACACUUUUGAGGCUGAGUUUAAACUCAACAAGAAAGAAAGAAAACCAGUACAGAUGAUGAAACAGACUUCCUCCUUCCCCAAUGCUUUCGUUCCUGAAGUUAACUGUCAGAUCCUAGAGAUGCCUUAUAAAGGGAAGGAGUUGAGCAUGCUCAUCAUUUUACCUAAAGAGAUUGAAGACGAUACAACCGGUCUGGAGAAGCUGGAGAAACACCUGACCUAUGAGAAAUUCAUGGAGUGGACUCAUCCAGACAAGAUGAAAAGGUCUCGGCUGAAAGUGAUGCUGCCUCGAUUCAAGCUGGAGGAGGCGUAUGACCUGAAGAAAGUCCUGAGCAGCAUGGGCAUGAAGGAUGUCUUUGAUGAGACAAAGUGUGAUCUCACUGGUAUGUCUGGCUGCAAGGAGCUCUUUCUGUCCAAAGUCUCCCACAAAGCUUUUGUGGAGGUGAAUGAAGAGGGAACUGAAGCUGCUGCUGCCACUACUUGCUGUAUUGAGCUUCUUAGCUUGCCACCUGAGUUCACUGCAAACCAUCCCUUCCUCUUCUUCAUCCGCCAUAAUGCCACCAUGAGCGUUCUGUUUGCUGGACGCUUCUGCUCCCCUAAGUGAGAUCUGUGUCCUUCAGAGGAAUUACCCCACUGGUGAAGUGCUCAUCUGAACACGAAGAGGGGCCUGCUGCUGCUGCUGUGCCUGAGCUGUGGUCUGCUGUGGACCACAUGAUUCGUGGUGUUAAGCUCUGUGAAUAACGAUAUCUGCCAAUCUUACAGUGGUUUGUUAUGUUUGCUUUGCAAUAAACCAGGAACUGAGCUAUGCCCUAAAA
Messenger RNA from Fundulus heteroclitus (mummichog), 1749 nucleotides. Its product is annotated as leukocyte elastase inhibitor-like. The record is from RefSeq and is a predicted model, not a curated record. Gene Ontology annotation, biological process: negative regulation of endopeptidase activity. The coding region runs from base 264 to 1538 and encodes 424 amino acids. Gene Ontology annotation, molecular function: serine-type endopeptidase inhibitor activity. The transcript is spliced from 11 exons. Lineage: Eukaryota; Metazoa; Chordata; Actinopteri; Cyprinodontiformes; Fundulidae.